Molecule: messenger RNA, 3842 nt
Organism: Vigna angularis (adzuki bean)
Lineage: Eukaryota; Viridiplantae; Streptophyta; Magnoliopsida; Fabales; Fabaceae
Exons: 2
Coding region: 706-3186 (826 amino acids)
Source: RefSeq, a predicted model, not a curated record
GUAGCAGGAGGACGAGCCACCUCAGCCGCGCACAUGGCGACCGCAGACAGCUGACGCCCACUAACGGACGCCAGGUGGCGCACAUGGAGCUGAGUCGGAGACCGGUAGUGGAGAGCAGCGUGUUGGCCAGACUGAACGUGCGUUCAGCGGUAGUGGAAGACGCGUGGCAACCUCAGAGUGGACGACCGUCCGGCAUGGCUGUCAGAAGCGUGGUGGAGUGCGCUGGCUGGGAACGUGGCUGCCAGUCUGUGAAAGUGCGUCUGGCAGGCAAUGGGAGGCAAAAUCUGAGAGUUUCAGGACUUAUUCUUCACUCUCUGCGCACACCCUCAUUUUUGUUUCUGAAGAUCAAUUCUCUCCACCUUCUCUCUUCAUUCUCUGCACCUUCUCUCUGAAAGAACCACCCGUUUAAUCUCCUCCGAUCUGUAUUCCGGCACCGUUGAAGGACGCUCGGCGUCAAGGACUUCCAGAGAAGACGUUCGGUUGGCGAAGCUGGACUGGUAAGUCCCUUCCUGCUCUCUGACGUUCGUUCUCAUACCAUGCAACUCAGUUCUGAGUUCGUACGUUGUUUUCCUUCGUAAUAGUAGGAGAUCUGAUAGUGUCGAGCGUUACUGGUGGUAGUUGAGUUAACGAGCGUUGACGAAUAGAAUCUGUGAGUGGAGAAGUGUCUUUGUGCGUCUGUGGACGUUCGGUCAUUUCCAGUUGUUUAUGCGAGGUACUGUUGGCCCAGAAGAAUUGCUUUUCGAUUCAGAAAUUGAACGCACUGCUAGAAGAAAUAGAAGUAGUGCAAGAAGAAGAAAGAGAGAAAGAAGACAAGAACAAAGAUUAAUUGAACAAGAAAAGGAGGCAUUAACAAUGGCAGACCAAGAACCUGUUAGAAAGACUCUUCGUGACUAUUCAAUGCCAAAUCCUAAUAGUUAUCAAGGGAGCAUUGUGAGACCUCCUAUUCAAGCUAACAAUUUCGAAAUCAAGCCUGCAUUGUUGCAAGUCAUUCAACAGAAUCAAUUUGGAGGUGCAAAUUCAGAAGAUCCUAAUUCUCACCUAGAGAAUUUUCUGGCAAUCUGUGAUACUUUGAAGUAUAAUGGAGUUUCAGAUGAUGCAAUUCGUUUGAGGCUUUUUCCGUUUUCACUACGGGAUAAAGCUAAAAGCUGGCUUCAAUCACUACCUCAAGGAAGUAUUUCUACAUGGGAGGAUAUGGCUACAAAAUUUGUAACCAAAUACUUCCCUCCUUCCAAAUCAGCAAAAAUGAGGAAUGAGAUCACCUCCUUCGUGCAACAAGACAAUGAAUCCUUAUAUGAGGCGUGGGAAAGGUACAAGGAGCUAAUGAGGAAGUGUCCACAUCAUGCUUUACCUGAAUGGUUGCAAGUGCAGACUUUCUAUAAUGGUCUUUCACCCACUUUUAAGGCAAUGUUGGAUGCAGCAAGUGGAGGAUCAUUCAAUCUCAAAACACCAGAAGAAGCUUUGGAGACUCUUGAGCUAAUGGCAAACAACACAGUGAAUAUGCAGUUUGAUCGUCAAAAUAGAAAAGCUGGAGUGUUGGAGGUUAAUACUUUGGAUGAUAUCCUAGCCCAAAACAAGUUGUUAACACAACAGAUCACUGAUUUGACUCAGAAGUUGGGAAAUAUGCAAGCAAAUAAUGUUAAUACAAUAUCUCCAGUGUGUGACUUUUGUGGAGGAAUGCAUCAGAAUGGUGAAUGUCAGGCCAAUCAACAAGAGGCACAAGUGAAUGUAGUGGGACAACAACAGAAUCAGUUUUCUACCAACUUUAAUGCAAAUUGGAGACCCCAACAAGCGAGACCUUGGAGUAAUCCAAUCCAAUCUAACCCGCCAAGGCCUCCAUAUCAAUAUCAAGCACAACCCAACAAUCAAGGAAACAAGAUGUCUACGUUGGAAAAUGCAUUAGAGAAGUUAACAAUGCAAACUUCUACCUUUGUGGACCAGACUUCAAAUUUCAUGAAUGAGACAAGGACUAAUUUCAAGAACCAGGAAGCUUCAAUCAGAAAUUUGGAGAACCAGAUUGGUCAGCUUUCAAGACAACUCUCUGAGAGAUCUCCUGGCACAUUCCCUAGUGACAUUAUACCAAACCCAAGAGAGCAAUGCAAGGCAAUUCAAUUGAGGAAUGGAAGAGUGAUAGAGAAUGAAAAAAAGAGUGAGAUGGAGGGAGAGAAAAAGAAAAGAAUGGAAGAAAUAGUAGAAGAAAGUGCUGAAAAAGAAGUUGAGAGAAAAUGUGAGGAGAAGGAAGAGGGAGAAAAAAAUCAAGAGAGUGAGAAAAAGAUGCGUGAGUAUGUCCCUACCAUUCCAUUCCCUCAAAGGUUGAAGAAGCAAGAACAGGCGACGCAAUUUGCAAGAUUUCUUGAUGUUUUUAAGAAGCUCCACAUUAAUAUUCCAUUUGCUGAAGCAUUGGAACAAAUGCCAAGUUAUGCUAAAUUUAUGAAAGACUUGCUGUCAAAGAAGAGGAAGCUUCAAGAUGAUGAAACAAUUAUGCUCACAGAGGAGUGCAGUGCAAUAAUUCAGCAAAAGUUACCUCCCAAGUUGAAGGAUCCAGGGAGCUUUGUCAUUCCAUGUGAGAUUGGAAACAUCACUGUGGGUAAAGCAUUAUGUGACCUUGGAGCAAGUAUCAAUUUGAUGCCUUUGUCCAUUUUUAAAAGGUUGGGUAUUGGUGAAGUAAAGCCCACUAUGAUAACUUUACAAUUGGCAGACAGAUCAAUGACUUAUCCUUAUGGAAUUGUGGAAGAUGUUCUAGUGAAGGUGGAUAAAUUCAUUUUCCCAACUGAUUUUGUGGUUCUUGACAUGGAAGAAGAUGCUAAAGUCCCAAUUAUAUUGGGAAGACCAUUCUUAGCAACAGGAAGAGCAUUGAUAGAUGUAGAACAAGGACAAUUGAUGUUAAGAGUGGCAAAUGAAAAAGUCACAUUUUCUAUGACUGAAGCAGUGAAGCACAAACUUGACAGAGAGGACUGUUUCAAAGCUAAAAUAAUUGAGUCCCUUGUGUUGGAGGAGAUAAAUUUCCAUGUAAAGCAGAAUCCAUUAGAGAGAACUCUACUGUCAGGAAUGGAAGCAAAGGAGUUGAAAAGAGAAAUUAAUGAUGAAGAGGUGGUGAAGUGUGCUGAUCAAUUGGAAGUGCUGAAGCCAAUAUUCAAUUCCACUAGAGGAAUAGAAGAUUUACACAAGAGUGAAUGGUUGUGGGAUUAAAUAUUGAAUGUUGUUUAUUUUUGAUAGGGUAUAGGAUGAUAGGAUAGGAGGCAGGGGGAAGCAAGCCGAACGAUAGGAGGCAGAGGGAAGCAAGCCGAAUGGUAGGAGGCAGGGGAAACAAGCCGAACGGUAGGAGGCAGGGGAAAGCAAGCCGAACGGUAGGAGGCAGGGAGAAGCAAGUCAAACAGUAAGAGGCAGGGGAAAGCAUGCCGAAUGGUAGCAGAGAGGGGGAAGCAAGCCGAACGGUAGGAGGCAGGGUGAAGAGCUAUAACCGAUCGAUUGAAAAGUUACUGGUAGGUGAUGAGCGGGAAAUAAUUAUAGUAAAUAGAGCUAUAUUUUAGGAAAAUAUUCAGUAUAAGAUAAUUAUAGUAAGUAGAGUUGUAUUCCAGGGAAAUAUUUAGUAUAAGAUAAUUAUAGUAAAUAGAGCUAUAUUCUAGGAAAAUAUUCAGUAUAAGUUGGACGGGAAAUAAUUAGUAUAAAUAAAGCUAGAGUCUAUUGUUAGGGUUAUGUUUUUUAUUAUUGAGUUUGUUGACCGGCCACAGUCCUGGGAGGGAGGUUAUGCUCCCAAGUAAUUGAGGGAGGUUAUGCUCCUAAGUAAUUGAAGGACAUUAUACUCCAAAUUAUCUUUGUUUACUUUUGUUUAUUCAGAAAAUUCU